UGUAGAUUCCCCAGCCUGGAACAAAGAUGCCCCCAGCCCAUCUCCUCGGCCCGCCCCGGGGACCCGGAGACUCGAGGAGGAGAUGGAAGAGGAGGAAAAUAAAUAUGAGCUGCCCCCCUGUGAGGCUCUGCCCUUCAGUCUUGCCCCAGCCCACCUUCCUGACACGGAGGAGGAGGACUCUUUGUACUUGGAUCACGCUGUGCCCCUGGGCCCUUCCAAGUCACCACCACCGCAGCCCCAGGCCACAACGCUGAAGGCGGUCCUGAGCCUGCCGGAGACUAGGAAGCAGGGACAGCCCUUCCCCGUGGUAAAGCAAGAGCUGGCUACACCGGCCAGAGUGGUGCCAGGCCUUCCAAAGACAUCUGAUGAGAACCUCUACCUGGAGUGUGAGCCCAGUCCAGUCCCGGCCUUGACUCAGACUCUGAGCUCCCAAGUCCUGAUGCCCCCAGUCUCUCUGCCAAGGGUAUCAUUGGUGCCCAGGCCCACCGUAGCCCCCCAGGAAGCUCAGAAUGGAGCAGUGAAUGCCACCUCUAAAGCAGGAAGGAGAUCCUCUCUUUCCUCUAGAGCACCCACCUGGAGCACCUCGGCUGCUGAGGACGGCAGCCUGCUGGGUCAGCCCUGGUACUCAGGAAACUGUGACCGCCAUGCCGUUGAGAGUGCCCUGCUCCACUUCCGAAAGGACGGGGCCUACACUGUGCGCCCCAGCUCAGAGCCUCACGGCUCCCAGCCCCUCACCCUGGCGGUGCUUCUCCAUGGCCGGGUCUUUAACAUUCCCAUCCAGCGGCUGGACGGUGGGAGCCACUAUGCCCUGGGCCGGGAGGGCAGGAAGCACAAGAAGCUAUUCCCCUCCGUGGCGGCCAUGGUCCAGCACUUCACGCAGCAUCCCCUGCCCCUUGUGGACAGACACAGCCGCCGCCAUCACCUCACCUGCCUGCUCUUCCCCACCAAGCCCUGAUGCCCCCGCGCACCGUAUGCACCCACUUCUGGUCCCAUAGUUUGCUCUCUGCCCUGGCCACCUUGGGCUGUCUCCCUCUCACCUCUCCCAGGUCUCCACCCCCCUAGGCCCUCCUCUUCCCUUGCCCCAGUCCCUGCAGGCCUGGAGGAGAGGCUUCGGGGAAAGGUUGCCCAGAAGCAGAAAGAACCCUGAGACCCCACUGCAUGUUCACCUGGGGCUCAGCACUGCCCCUCCCUGCUGCAUCGCCAAGGCUGGGAAGCAGGGUUCAUGCAGGGCCCCCAUUCCCAGGCCCCAGGCAUGGCGGUGUCUGCCCUGUUUACUAGAGCCUCCCAAGCUGUUCUGGAUAAAGGCCUCCUCCGGGAAGCUGAGCCUCAGGAGGCCUGCUGGGAGAUGGGGGGGCGGUGGUGGGCACUGCUUGGACAAAAAGAGAAUCCUUUCACAUUCUCUUGGGGGCUUAGCACAGGGCUGGCAGCUUUGGUCGCACUGUAUAUAGUCCGCUUUCAAUAAAUACUUGUUGACUGAA
Zalophus californianus (California sea lion) is the source of this 1478-nucleotide messenger RNA. RefSeq names its product SH2 domain containing 6 (gene SH2D6). Lineage: Eukaryota; Metazoa; Chordata; Mammalia; Carnivora; Otariidae. The transcript is spliced from 14 exons. Gene Ontology annotation, cellular component: cytoplasm. Gene Ontology annotation, biological process: intracellular signal transduction; cell surface receptor protein tyrosine kinase signaling pathway. The coding region runs from base 83 to 955 and encodes 290 amino acids. The record is from RefSeq and is a predicted model, not a curated record.